Messenger RNA from Parastagonospora nodorum SN15, 1065 nucleotides. RefSeq lists its product as hypothetical. The coding region runs from base 1 to 1065 and encodes 354 amino acids. The transcript has 2 exons. The record is from RefSeq and is a predicted model, not a curated record. Gene Ontology annotation, cellular component: extracellular region. Gene Ontology annotation, molecular function: chitin binding; chitinase activity. NCBI's taxonomy places the organism in Eukaryota, Fungi, Ascomycota, Dothideomycetes, Pleosporales, Phaeosphaeriaceae. Gene Ontology annotation, biological process: carbohydrate metabolic process; chitin catabolic process.
AUGGCUUUAUUGAUCGGACUGUCGUUUUGGCUUCUGCUCAUGGCAGCCGCUGCGGCGGCGGAACCACCAUUCUUGACCCAGGGCAAGCUCCGAUGGAUCAUGUAUUUGACCGGGGUCCAGGUGGCCAUCGGCGGAUGGGGAGACACCGCCGGCUUCGAAAAAGGGGCGAAAACAGAAAAGAGCAGGAAGCUAUUCGCUAGCAACGUCAAAGCCAUGCUAGAGGCGACUGGAGCUGAUGGCAUCGAUAUGGAUUGGGAGUAUCCAGGCGGCAACGGCGAAGACUAUAAGGUCAAUCCCAACUCCAGCAAAGUCUGGGAGAUAACAGCAUUUCCUGAACUUCUCGCUGCCGUCAGAGCUGCUGUAGGGCCUCUAAUGACAAUCUCAGCUGCAGUCCCAGGCCUAGAGCGAGACAUGCUGGCAUUCACUCCGGCCACUAUUCCGAGAAUCAUGGAGUCUAUCGACUUUCUGAACGUCAUGACGUACGAUAUGAUGAACCGUCGUGAUAACGUCACAAAGCACCAUGCUGGCACACAACAGUCGCUCGCAGCGAUCAAGGCAUAUCGCAAGCGUGGUGUGCCUGCAGAUCGUCUGAAUGUAGGAACGGCAUUUUACGUGAAGUGGUUCAAAACUGCAAACGGAAAGGAUUGCUCUGCACAAGCCACGGGAUGCCCUACUGAGCUGAUGGAAGAUCCAAAAACCGGAGCUGAUCUUGGAAAAGCUGGAGCUUUCUCAUGGCACGAUCAAGUACCGUCUGAACUGUCAAAUUCGUUUGAUAAGGCCCUGAAACAUGGCGUAUGUGACAGAGAAAGUGGAGGCUGUACAUAUUGGGAUGCAGACGAGCGGCUGUUCUGGUCCUGGGAAUCCAAAGAUACCAUUUACAGGAAGCUGCGCGUCGUCAUCGGCGAGAUGAAGUUAGAGGGUGCAUUUGCAUGGGGACUCGGUGAAGAUGCACCGGAAUUUGAACAUCUGAGUGGAGCGAAUCACGGGAUAAGUGAUGAAGAGAUAUCAAGGUCUUCCAAAAUUGAUGCCAUGAGGAACGCCGCCAGGUGGAGGAACGAGUUAUAG